This is a messenger RNA of Acanthosepion pharaonis, 1557 nucleotides long. NCBI's taxonomy places the organism in Eukaryota, Metazoa, Mollusca, Cephalopoda, Sepiida, Sepiidae. The record is from the annotation of a GenBank genome assembly.
AUGAAAUGCAAAAGCAAUUGGACCGAGUAUCUAUCUAUCUAUCUAUCUAUCUAUCUAUCUAUCUAUCUAUCUAUCUAUCUAUCUAACAUUGAUCUGUUUUGUCGUUUUUGUGCUACAUCAACACCACGGAACACAAGUAUGGCCCAGAGUAAUAAUACCGUAAAACAAAGUGUUCUAGUCUACAUUUAUGAUAUGUCCAAGGGAAUGGCGCAAGCUUUAUCGCUGCCGUUAUUAGGCAAGCAGAUUAAUGGUGUUUGGCACACAGGCAUUGUGGUCUUUGGCAUGGAAUACUUUUUUGGAUCAGAUGGAAUUUCUAAUUGUGAACCGUCACAUACAAUUCUCGGAGAGCCAGAUGAAAUUAAAGAUUUGGGCAUUACACAAAUUUCCUAUGAUAUCUUCAUGGAUUACUUGUUUGAACUGUCCAAUGAUCGCUUCAGGCCUGAUAAGUAUAAUUUAUUUGAUCAUAAUUGUAAUACAUUCAGCAAUGAAGUUGCCCAGUUCCUAACUGGAAAGAAAAUACCAUCACACAUUCUUGACCUUCCUGCAGAAGUAGCAAAUACUCCUUUGGGCAGUAUGAUGAAAUCCAUGACAAAUAAUUUAGCAGUGAAUCCGUCAGGAGGGUCCAAGCUGUUUGAUUCUCGUUCAUUUGCUCCGUCCUCUUCUACUAAACAGUCCAGCCAUAAUACAAAAACUUCUACCUCAAACAAUUCUGCCACUCACAGUAGAUCUUCUGCAGGCUCCUUUUCUCCUGUCAUAUAUUGUGGUCAAAAGCCCCCACAAAAAGAUGGUAGUGUGUUGUUUGAAGCACUUAAAGCAGAAGAAAAGGUUCUUCUUGAAGAUAUUUAUGAAUACUUAUCAAUUGAAUCUCCUGAUUAUUCACUGGGGAAAAAUCACCUUAGAAUUUUAGUACAAAUUGUGUUAAACAAUAAAGUCAGUGAUCCUCAAGUAAAGUCUAUAGCAUGUUCCCUGCUACAGAUGUUGGUGCUACGAGAAGAUGUAAUACAAGUGCUGAAACAUGACCAAGAACAUCAUAUGGCGCACCUCUUGUUGGAGUUCAACAGUUUAGCACGUGAUGUGAUUAUAGAUAUACUCAAAAUGGUAACCAAUUGCCUCUCAUCUAAGAUUGGUUUUGAUUAUUUGACUUCAUCUGAAGAACGACCUCAUCUUUCUGACUUUCCAUCUGGAAACAAUACCACCUUUUCCUACAUGUCCCUAACACGUGAAGCUGUGGUUAAUGGGUUACUGUUAGAACAACGUGAUGUCAAUGAUGUAGCUGCAGCUGCUGCAUUCAACAUGCACAAAAUGCCGAUGAAUGACGACCUGCUGAUAGCUUUGUCCAGUGCUCUCACACAAUGUCUGCAACGAGAAGAGAUCUUGGAAGAUACAGCUUAUCUUGGCUUACAAUGUUUACAAUGGUUUAUAAAAGGAAACAGUGAAAUCUGUGCCUUGGUGAAAAUGAUGGAACUAAACUACCAACGUUUGUCUCUGAAGUCAUCUAGAGUAAAAUCCACAUGUGAUCAGAUAUGUGACAUUUUUGCCAAAGAAAUUGUCUUUUGA